Messenger RNA from Vicugna pacos (alpaca), 1322 nucleotides. The record is from RefSeq and is a predicted model, not a curated record. Lineage: Eukaryota; Metazoa; Chordata; Mammalia; Artiodactyla; Camelidae.
AUCAGCAUGGUUUAUUCAGAAAGCAUCCGCUGAGGAGUUACCCUUAACUCCAUUCAACGGCCAGCUCUGAAACAACAGGCUCCAACAUGGAGGCUUUCAUUUUCCUUCCCUUCCUAUUCUUAGCCAUAUUCUCAGUAUCUUCAGCCCAGCCACUGAAAACAAGUGUUUAUAAACUAGAAGAGAGUGGAGAACCUGCACUUAUUCUAGAAAGAAAAAAUGAAGCUGCCCAUCAAGGAGGUCAAAUAGAAUCUAAUAAGCAAAGAGGUAGCAACACACAUGGAAAACCAGGGACAUUUAGUCUACAAGGACAGCCAGGGCAUUCUAACCAGCCAAAGAAACCAGGGAAUUUUAAUCAGCAAGGGAGGACAGGAGUUUUCAAUCGGCCUGAGAGUUUGCAAGGGAAUUCAGGACAACGUAACCAAAAUGAGAAUCCAGAAGUUACUAACGAGCAAGGAAAACCAGGAUCUUCCAACCAGCAAGGGAAGCCAGGGUCAGCUAACCAGCAAGGGGGCCCAGGGUCAGCCGGCCAGCAAGGGGGCCCAGGGUCAGCCGGCCAGCAAGGGGGCCCAGGGUCAGCCGGCCAGCAAGGGGGCCCAGGGUCAGCCAGCCAGCAAGGGGGCCCAGGGUCAGCCGGCCAGCAAGGGAAGCCAGGAUCUUCUAGCCAGCAAGGGAAGCCAGGAUCUUCUGGCCAGCAAGGGAAGCCAGGAUCUUCUGGCCAGCAAGGGAAGCCAGGAUCUUCUGGCCAGCAAGGGAAGCCAGGAUCUUCUGGUCAGCAAAGGAAGCCAGGGUCACAUAGCCAAAAAGGAAAGCCAGGAUUAUCUAGCCAACAAGGGAAAUCAAGGUCUUUCUACAAUCAAGAAGAAAGAAAAAAUGGAGGCAACCCUUUGCAUGGCAAUAUAAUGGAGAUUCAGACUGGCAGUACUGGCAAUAAGAACCCGACUGGAAACACAAAAUGUCAAUCUGUCUACGAACCAGUCUGUGGUUCUGAUGGAAAAACCUAUGGUAACCGCUGCAUAUUUAACGAAGCAAAAAGACUUAAGAAAAUGUUAAAGGAGUCUGGGCCAGACCUACCUGCUGGUCUUGGAGAGUCUCUGGGCGAGGCAAGGGGCAGCUGGGGCUCACCCUGGGGACGUCGACACCGGCAGCAGCCAUUCCUGGGAGGUCCAGUGCUGGUGGGUGCCACUGUGGAACUCUCCAUUAGCUCAUUAGCGCCAGAACCUGGCCCACCCAACAGCCUGGAGGCACCAGUACUGGGACUCCUCAGGCCAAGCAACUAUCUGGAUGAGGCUACGUCCCCACCCACCAGCAUACAGGAAGCCUAA